AUGAACAACAAACAAUUCGAUGAAAAUUCUAUCAAAUUGAUGGGUGAGGAUUUCCUGAAGGAAAAUGUUUCACCAAAGGCUAAAUUACUGUUCAUCACAGCUGUCGGAUCAACACUCUACAAUUUAAAGAAUGAAAAUAAGAGUGAUUUUGAUUUUGUCAUGAUUUACAUGUUACCGUGUGAGCAAUUCCUAUCAAUGCCUUCUUUUUCUAUUGAUGAACCAAAAUUAUCAUAUGUUGAUAUUAGUAGCAUUGGAAGUGCCAAGGCAAAGGUGUUGAAUUUGGCUGAUAAGGGAAUUUGUACCGUAACAAAGGAUGGAAAUGAUAUUUCAUGUUUUGAAAUUGGAAAAUAUUUGGAAUUGUGUCUACAUGGAAAUCCUUUCGUAUUUCAAACAUUAUUCGUUCCAGAUUUCUUCCCAUAUAAAUAUCAAUCAAGAGAAUGGGAACCUUUGAAAAAGUUAAACAUUCAAUUCUUAAAUAAGAAGGUUAUUUCAUCUCAUUGUGCAUUUGCUAAAAGACAAUUACAACAAGGAGAGGGUAAAAUCAAACGAGGUUACCAAAAGAAUUACUACCACUCACUAAGAUUGUGUUACGAAACUGAGAGAUUAAUUCAAGGAAAACCCCCACGUAUCUGGUUUGAAAAUGGCUCUGAGGAAAGAGAUCAAUUAAUGAAGGUGAGAAAUCAUCUUCCCUCUGAAGAGAAACGAAGUGAAUACCAUCAACUGAUCAUGAACAAGCUCAGCUCAAUAGAAAAGUCCAAACCUUGGAUUCAACUCAAAGAUCUUCACGAAAUCAAAAUGGAAAACUCUGACGAAUAUUUUGUCUAUCAUCUCAAUAAGUUUUCAAUUUUAAAUUUGAUGAGCGCUAUAGAAGACCCUACACAACAAUUUACCAGCAGAAGGGAUUUUCUGGUAAAGUGGACAGGAAAGCAAGAGAAAUUGUGUAAACAAUUACUGUCAUCACAAACGAUCCAAGAGAAUGUAUUAUCUCAACUCUUGGAAAUGUUUCAAGAAGAUCCAAGAUUUGAUUUCGGAGGUUUAACAAUUGAUAACAAUGUGGGAGUUAUUGGAUUGGAAGAAACACACAACAUUACAAAGAAGAGACUCCAAGCAUCACAGCUAUUCCUGGAUGUGUGGAAGUAUUUGAUUAUUAGAAUAGAUAUGAUCAGCAUUAAUUAUAGAUUACCUUGCUACAAGUUAAUUUUAUUGUUGAUCAAGAGAAGAGAAUUUCACCCAAAGUAUUUCCAAAACCUAAUUUUGAAUCAAAUAACAAAGGAGGUCUCUCCAUCACACACUGGUGCCGAUCUCUCAUCAUCUACAGAAACAGAUCUAUCAUUCUUGAAAAUUAGUCCAACAUUUAAUCCUAACAACCAACCACAAAAGAAAGGUUUCCUAAGCUCUUUACUAGGAUCUAUGAAGAAAUCCGACGGUAAUGAUGAACUAUCAAAGAAGGUCCUAUUGGAAUACAAGGAAUUACUGGUGAGAACUCAAGAUUUCGUCAUCAACCAAGUACUAAAGACGAAGAAGCAUGAAAAUAUCGUUGUUGAAUUGAUGAGAUUUUGUGCUUCUGUUCUGGCCGUAAACUGUUUCCGAUUAUUAUCGGUCGAUCAAAUUGAGAUGUUUGUUGCUAGCCUUUGUUUGAAACAAUUUGAUUCCGAUUUUGUGGAACCUGAAACUGUUGAUAUUGUGAACACUAACUUGGACAUUAAGAAAAAGUCUUUUAAAAACUUAAAGUAUGUCCCUUCAAUGACCAGUCUCUCGACCCUUCUAGGACAAUAUGACUCAGAUGAAGAAGAAAAGACAAAAGAAGAGCCAGCUGAGGAUGAGGAAAAAUUAUUCGUACUCAAGACAGCUCUGUGCUACUUUAAAUUCUUCUUUGAAAUUGAUCCACUCAAUGAUCCAAAUACCAAGUCUAUUCUAAUCAAGAUGAGUGAAUGGAUGAAGAAUGCAUCUGUGUGGGUACCAACAUCAAAGGUUUCAGCCGACUUUUUCAAUUAUUUCUUCUCAGAAUUUGUGGAUCAAAUCAGUAAGAUUAUGAAACAUGAUACAUCAAACAAACAUUGGCAACUAGUGCCCGGAUAUACUACUCUUGUAACUCAUUUUACUCAAUUGGGUGAAAUUUAUUUGAAACAACAUAUCAAUAUUAACUUUAGCGAUGCUAUUGUUUCAUCAACUGAUACAACUAACAAACAAGAACAAAAAAUUCAAAGAUUAGAAGAAUCAGCAAGAGGUGAGGAUGGCCACGAAUCCAUCGCAUUUAAGCAAUGGUUGUCAUGCUCCCUGAUUGCUCUUCGUAACCCUAGAGUGAUUAACAUUUUGAUGGAAAUUUUCUUCUCAAACACUAACGGAUAUAACCCCGAUCAAGUUUUCUACACUCUAGAUUGGACGGACAAGUGGUUCGAAGAAGUGAGACACUUGGAACACCAAUUCCAACAAUAUUUACUGUACAGAAAUCAAAAACAUCAACAUACCUAUUUCUACUUGGAAUCUAAUGACUCUAAUAUUGAACUAUUUAUUGGUUCACUACCUGAGAACUUCAAUUUCGAGUUCUUUGAAACAGCAAUUUCGAGACUUCUUGAAACAGACCAUUUCCAAAUUGUUUCGAGAACUUUAAUUUUCGUGUAUAAUAUUCUGGACUUGUUCAACGGAAGGGCAAGAAUGAAAUUUAUUGGGCAUGACUUGUUGAGAGAUAGAUUCUAUCACUUGUUCCUUCAUUGGAGUGCAGACAUUAGAAGCAUCUUCCAAAGAAUUAUUCUUUUCAAAUUGCAAAGAUACUCUUCGUCAGUAUUUUCAGAAUUUGCACCACUCUCUGCCAUUCCUCAAGACAAACCUAAGAAGGAUAAACCAAGUUCUCCAAUAGUUGGAAGAGACAGAUCUAACAGUAACUCACUUACGCCACCAGCCUAUGAAAAGAAGAGAACAAUAGUUUCAGUUGAAGAUACAGGCAUACGUCGUAGUUUGGAUAUGGAACCAAGAAGAACUUCAAUAUCUGGAACUCGUCCAAGUAUUGAGUCUAUUGUUUCCUACAGCUCUGUAUCAAAGAUUAGAUCAUCCUCAAUAUUGAAAAAGAAGAAGAAGGAAGCACAAGCUGAAGAGGCCGUUGAUAGUGAAUUCCAAAGAGUUGAAGAAUCAAUUGAUUUAGUUUUGAAGAGCAAGGUUGAAACAUUUAUUCAAACACUUAAAUCAGUUCAGGCAGAUUCCAAAUCAUUUAAUGAUCUCGUACGCGACAAUCCAUCCCUCGACAUUCCAAAAGAUUUAAUUAUCUAUGUCUCAAUAGCUUUAGAAGAAUUUGAAGGAUUACAAAAAGAAGCAGACAACUGGAAAAAGGAAGUUGCCUCACUACUCCUUGCCAAUAAGAAGGCCUCCAAAGUCAAACUCUCUCAAACACCUUAUCCUAGAAUUAACUUCCCUCGUUUCACAUUGCAAUCCGACAAACUGUAAUUUCAUUAAUAAAUCACACUGUACAAUUAUUUCCC
Naegleria gruberi is the source of this 3473-nucleotide messenger RNA. RefSeq lists its product as uncharacterized. The record is from RefSeq and is a predicted model, not a curated record. The coding region runs from base 1 to 3438 and encodes 1145 amino acids. Lineage: Eukaryota; Heterolobosea; Eutetramitea; Acrasida; Naegleriidae. The transcript has 5 exons.